Molecule: messenger RNA, 2965 nt
Organism: Rosa chinensis
Lineage: Eukaryota; Viridiplantae; Streptophyta; Magnoliopsida; Rosales; Rosaceae
Product: ABC transporter A family member 2
Exons: 16
Coding region: 56-2965 (969 amino acids)
Biological process (GO): transmembrane transport; lipid transport
Cellular component (GO): intracellular membrane-bounded organelle; membrane
Molecular function (GO): ABC-type transporter activity; ATP binding; lipid carrier activity
Source: RefSeq, a predicted model, not a curated record
CCCUCACUGACUCACAAAAACACCAAAUUCUUGUUUCUCAAAUUCCGAAACACUCAUGAGUUCACUGACCGGUUUUCCGCUACUGCUGCAACAAUUCAAGGCUCUGUUCAACAAGAACCUCCUCCUCGCAUGGCGCAACAAGACCGCCACCUUUCUCCAGCUCCUCUCUCCCUUAUUCUUCAUCUUCCUCAUCUUCUGCUUCCAGAAGGCCUACGACGCUCAGACUCAGUCUUCCACUGCGUACCGGAGCGUCACCGAUCCUCAGCCGCUGGUUUCGCCGCCGAUCCCGCCCUGCGAGGACAAGUUCUCUAUCAAAACGCCGUGCUAUGAUUUCGUGUGGAGCGGAGAUCAGAGCCCUAGGAUUUGGAGCGUUGUCGAUGCCAUCAUGGCUAAUAAUCCCGGAAGGCCAAUCCCGGCGACAAAGGUUAAAUCGUUUAGAACCCCGGCUGAAGUAGAUGAAUGGCUGUAUAAGAAUCCUUUGUAUUGCCCAGGAGCUUUGCAUUUUGUGGAAAGAAAUGCCACUGUGAUUAGCUAUGGCCUGCAGACUAAUUCUACUUCUGUUGAAAAACAAGGGAAAACUGAGGAUCCCACAUUCAAAUUUCAAAUUCCACUUCAGAUUGCUGUGGAGCGUGAGAUUGCUAGGUCUCUAAUUGGAGAUUCAAAAUUUAGCUGGGUUGUUGCAUUCAAGGAAUUUGCACACCCUGCAAUGGAGAGGCCUUCUGCAAUGGAUAACAUGGGACCAAGGUUUUUUUUCGCAGCUGCCAUGUUUGGUUUUGUCUUUCAAAUGACUUCUUUGAUCACAGAGAAAGAACUUAAGCUGCGACAGGCAAUGACAAUGAUGGGCCUUUAUGAUAGUGCAUACUGGUUCUCCUGGCUUGCAUGGGAGGGAAUUAUUACACUACUCUCAGCUCUUUUCACAGUUCUCUUUGGAAUGAUGUUUCGGUUUAAUUUUUUCUUAAACAACAGCUUUGCAGUCUUAUUCCUUGUCUUCUAUCUUUUCCAACUCAAUAUGAUUGGUUUUGCCUUUAUGUUAUCGGCCUUCAUAAAAAAGUCAUCUUCAACCACAACUGUCGGUUUCUCCAUCUUUAUGAUUGGCUUUUUAAUCCAGCUAUCUACAUCAAACAACGAUCCAUACAAUAAAAGCAUUUCUAGGACUAAACGAAACUUGUGGUCUCUAUUUCCACCUAAACUUCUUUCCCAGGCUCUAUAUAUACUCAGUGAGGCGACAUCCACUCCUAAAGAGACUGGCAUUAACUGGAGUAGAAGGGCAAACUGCGGACCAGGGGAUGAAAAUUGUGUUAUAACAAUUAAUGACAUUUAUAUAUGGCUGGUGGCUACAUUCUUCCUCUGGUUCGUAUUGGCUAUAUACUUCGACAAUAUCAUCCCAAAUGUAUCUGGUGUGAGAAAAUCAGUUUUUUACUUUCUGAAGCCAGGAUACUGGACAGGGAAAAGUGGAAACAAAGUGGAAGAGCGUGGCAUUUGUAGUUGCAUAGGUUCACUUCCACCAUUGGAGCAUAUUACUCCAGACGAUGAAGAUGUCCUUGAAGAGGAGAACAUUGUUAAAGAGCAAACUAAGGAAGGCACAGUUGAUCCAAACCUUGCAGUUCAGAUACGUGGCCUUGUAAAAACAUAUCCUGGCAAAAGACAUGGUUGCUGUUGUAGCAAGAGGACGUCACCAUACCAUGCUCUCAAGGGGUUAUGGGUCAACUUUGCAAAGGAUCAGUUAUUUUGUCUACUUGGACCCAAUGGAGCUGGGAAAACCACAGCAAUAAAUUGUUUAACCGGCAUCACACCUGUGACUGGAGGAGAUGCGUUGAUCUAUGGAAAUUCUGCCCGAAGCUCUGUCGGCAUGGCAAACAUUCGAAAAAUGAUAGGAGUUUGUCCACAGUUUGAUAUUCUUUGGGAUGCAUUGUCUGGGCAAGAGCAUCUCCACAUAUUCGCUAGUAUCAAAGGCCUUCCUCCAGCAUCAAUAAAAUUGGCUACUAUGAAGUCACUGGAAGAGGUGAAACUGACUGAUGCAGCCAAAAUGAGAGCUGGUAGUUACAGUGGAGGAAUGAAGCGUCGCUUGAGUGUUGCAAUAGCCCUUAUUGGUGAUCCGAAGUUAGUUAUCCUAGAUGAACCGACAACUGGUAUGGAUCCAAUAUCUAGAAGGCAUGUAUGGGACAUCAUAGAGGAUGCAAAGAAAGGUCGUGCAAUCGUCCUGACCACUCACUCGAUGGAAGAAGCUGACAUAUUAGGUGACCGGAUAGGAAUUAUGGCAAAGGGUAGGCUCCGCUGCAUUGGAACUUCAAUCAGGCUGAAGUCACGAUUUGGGACUGGUUUCAUUGCUAAUGUGAGAUUCAAAGAAAGCACAAAUGGGGAUGAAGUUGCAACAUCUCAUCACGAAGCUGUGAAGCAGUUAUUUAAAUAUCGUUUGGAUGUUUCACCAAAAGAAGAGACAACAGCCUAUCUGACUUUUGUGAUUCCUCAUAAUCGAGAGGGCAUUUUGGCGAAAUUUUUCGCGGAACUUCAAGAUCAAGAAGAUGAAUUUGGCAUAGCUGACAUUCAACUUGGACUUGCAACUCUUGAAGAAGUUUUCCUAAAUAUCGCAAGGCGGGCAGAGCUAGAAAGUGCCACAGCCGAGGGGAGGUUGGUUACUCUCACUUUAACAUCUGGGGUCUUGGUUCAGAUUCCUACAGGAGCUAGGUUUGUUGGGAUUCCGGGAACAGUCUCUUCUGAGAAUCCAAACGGGCUUAUGGUAGAAGUUUUUUGGGAGCAAGAUGAAUCUGGUGCACUUAGCAUAUCUGACCUCUCACCUGAAACCCCAAUACCUCCUAAUAUUGCAGUUGAACUGAUGCUACCUUCAAUUUCGCCCAGAAAUUUGUUUGGCCGUUCCAAACCAGUAAACGGCAUUGUGCUCGACUCCGACCAAAUCACUAGUUCUUUCGGUCUAAGUGGUCAUAUGGGUCGUUGGCAAAGGACCUGA